CAGUCGGCGUCCAGCAGUAGCCCUGGGCUCUUCUCGGCUGCGGGAGCCGCUGCUCCAAUGCCCCACAGCGGCCAUGAGCAUCCCACACUGGUGGGACCAGCUGCGGGCCGGCAGCUCGGAGGUGGAUUGGUGCGAGGACAACUACACCAUCGUGCCUGCCAUCGCCGAGUUCUACAACACGAUCAGCAACGUCUUAUUUUUCGUUUUACCGCCCAUCUGCAUGUGUUUAUUUCGCCAGUACGCAACAUGCUUCAACAGUGGGAUCUACCUAAUAUGGACGCUCUUAGUUGUAGUGGGAAUUGGAUCCGUCUACUUCCAUGCAACCCUAAGUUUCUUGGGUCAGAUGCUCGAUGAACUUGCAAUCCUUUGGGUUCUGAUGUGUGCUCUGGCCAUGUGGUUCCCCAGAAGGUAUCUACCAAAGGUCUUUCGGAAUGACAGGGGCAGGUUCAAGGCGGUGGUCUGCGUCCUUUCUGCCGUCACGACAUGCCUGGCGUUUGUCAAGCCCGCCAUCAACAACAUCUCUCUGAUGACCCUCGGGGUUCCUUGCACUGUGCUGCUCAUUGCAGAGCUAAGAAGGUGUGACAAUGUGCGUGUCUUCAAGCUGGGCCUCUUCUCGGGCCUCUGGUGGACCCUGGCGCUCUUCUGCUGGAUCAGUGACCGAGCCUUCUGUGAGCUGCUUUCGUCCUUCCACUUUCCCUACCUGCACUGUGUAUGGCACAUCCUCAUCUGCCUUGCUGCCUACCUGGGCUGUGUGUGCUUUGCCUACUUUGAUGCUGCCUCCGAGAUCCCCGAGCAGGGCCCUGUCAUCAAGUUCUGGCCCAGCGAGAAAUGGGCCUUCAUCGGCGUCCCCUACGUGUCCCUCCUGUGUGCCAGCAAGAAAUCACCGGUCAAGAUCACGUGAUGGCUGGCUUCUCUGCUUGUUUUCCCUCCUGCACUGGGCUUCGCUUGCCGGCAAAGACAGCCGGUGGUUUGUAGAGUUGGGGGUAGGGUCUGUCUUCUUAGUAUUCUGUUCCCUUGAGCUCUGACUAGCGUGUCUGGCCCACCAGGACUGAGGAGGAGGGUCUGCCCCGUUCCCGAAGAUGGAAGUGCAGAGCUGAGGGCCACCAGGUAGAUCUUCUCAGUGUCCCUUCCAGAUGCAGUGACGGGUUGGGCUGUAUCCUUUGGGAUGGCAGAGCAGUCCCUUGGGGGAGCCUCAUUUCCCAGGAGGAGUUUGCUGCAGACCCCACCGUUCCCAUGGGCUCUCAGAGCGGACGCUCCUGCUGACAGACAGACUCUGACAGGCAAGACAGGCUGACUGAUGGAAGAUGCCAGGGAUUUUCAUUUGGGAAAACAGUCCUAAAAUAAAAGCAAGCCAAUGAAACCCACACAGGGCUUGUGGCUGAGGAGGCUACUGGUCCACUCGGAGACUCUCAGUAACUGGAUUUUACAUGUGCUUGUGAAUCCUUUCUCUACUACCUCUGCUGAGAGACGGGGACUUCAGAGGAGGGUGAAGCUGACGGAAAAACCCUGUGUGCCAAAAGCUACACUCCACUUUAAGCCAUUCUUGAAGAUGAGCACAUUCCUAAAUGUUGACGUUGUUGCCCCCCCCCCCCCAGCCCAGUGGCCUCCAACACACCGAGAAGAAUAGGUGUGUCUGAGCCCUCUGCACACAGACCCCUGCUCCUUACUGCUGAGCUCUGUAAGGUCAAGGCCCGGGGAUGGUCCGGGUGGGGAUCCUAGUUUAACAUCUGGAGCCAACACGAAGUUCUGGAAACUUCUGCUGAUGGGAAGCCUUCUAUUCUGGAAGUCCAAUAUUUCCUGCGGGAGUCGUACUCUGUAGUCUCACAGUACAAGGUGCUUCCUGCAGUUUCUCUGAGCAUCUAACGACUGCUUCUCUCGAGGACCGAGGGAACUACAUGCUGGCUCUUGGGGUUGCUGGUGCAGCGGGCAAAUCUGUUGCCUUCGGAGUUCUUCCUCCGCUCAGAUGACGCUGGCUACCACUAGCCUCUUCACUAGGCUGAAUGAAGACUCCAGCAUGGUCAUCACGAUGUGGGUGGGAAUACAGGGCCUCAGGGACACUCACUGAAGCUCCGACAUCUCCUGCCUUGCCGCAUUCCACCGUGAAAGAGCAGGAUGGAGGGGUCCUUGUGAGGACAGGAGUCGCGUCACCAAGGACCGAAGAGUUGGGCAGCACCAGCCCGCGGCAUGUCUGGGAACCCUUGCCUUACUUAGAAUUUUGUACAGGAUCUAAGGUGAAAAGUCCAAUGAGGAGCAAUGAACCAAGAGUUUAAAAAUGAAUGACAUCGUUCUCCUCCUGUGGUUUUCAAGUUACUUUUAGCAGAACCCUAUUUACACUAAGAAAUCUUGAUGGAACCCAAGUGUGAGAAAUGUGUUCUAUCCGUUUAUUUGAAGGUUAAACUUACCUAUUUCCCUAAUACCAUGCAGUGAAAAUGCAAGUUAAAUUGUGGUUUCCAUGGUAAAAAAUUUGGUGUUGAAGAAGUGUACCUGUUUAUUAUGGUUUAAAAAUAUACUUCGAAAAAAGGUAUUUAUGUAUUUGUGGGGUUCUGACGCACCUCUGAGACCUAGGUGGUUCCAUCCGAGUUUUAAAACUGUGGUCUCUAGAAUUUUUUUUUUUUUUUUUUUUAAAGAUUUUAUUUAUUUAUUUGAC
Molecule: messenger RNA, 2647 nt
Organism: Neomonachus schauinslandi (Hawaiian monk seal)
Lineage: Eukaryota; Metazoa; Chordata; Mammalia; Carnivora; Phocidae
Gene: ACER2
Product: alkaline ceramidase 2
Exons: 6
Coding region: 74-901 (275 amino acids)
Biological process (GO): ceramide metabolic process
Cellular component (GO): membrane
Molecular function (GO): hydrolase activity, acting on carbon-nitrogen (but not peptide) bonds, in linear amides
Source: RefSeq, a predicted model, not a curated record